AUGUCUACCCAAACAGCUUACCGAAUCCAGGCUAUUGACGCUUCCACCUUCCGAGCUACUGGCGACAAGGACACCGCUAAUGGCCCCAAGAGCCAUAAUCCUCCUCUGAAGUUCCCUGAGUACGCCCCUGGCUGGGAUCAGUCUGAGAAGUUCGAACCUUACAAGCAGUUCAAGUUCGAAGAGCCUGGUAAGCGAGCUGACAAGACUCUGCCCAACCUCUUCGAGAAGGGUCUUCCCACCAAUGACAAAAAGUACCUUGUUCCUAGUGAGCAAUUGACUAAGUACGGCUACUCUGUUGAUGACCUCACCCCCAAGUUUGGAUCUGAGGUCCGAGGUGUACAGCUUUCCAAGCUCUCCGACAAGGCCAAGGACGAGCUUGCCUACUUCGUUGCCGAGCGAGGAGUGGUUGUCUUCCGGGACCAGGAUUUCAGAGAGCUUCCAAUCAAGGACGCCCUCAAGUAUGCAGAGCACUUUGGAAGACAGCACAUUCAUCCCACCUCCGGAUCUCCCCAGGCUUACCCCGAGGUUCACCUUAUCUUCCGAGAGGAGGGAGAUGAUAUCUACAAGGAGUACUUUUCCAGCAACCUGUCUUCUGUCGCCUGGCACUCGGAUGUCACAUACGAGAAGCAACCUCCUGGAACUACCUUCCUCGGUAUUCUCGAGAUGCCCCGAACCGGAGGAGACACUUUGUUCUCUGACAACACCGAGGCCUACAACCGACUCUCUCCUGAGUUCCAGAAGCGACUCGAGGGACUCAAGGCUGUUCAUUCUGCUCACGAGCAGGCUGACGCCUCUAUCCGACGAGGAGGUGUUGUCCGACGAGAACCUGUCCAGAACGUGCAUCCCAUUAUCCGAAAGCACCCCGCCACUGGUAAGAAGUCUAUCUUCGUGAACCCACAGUUCACCCGAAACAUUGUUGGUCUCAAGCAGGAAGAGUCUGAUCUGAUUCUCAAUUUCCUGUACGACAUAAUCGCCAAGGGAUCGGAUUUCCAUGUUCGAGCCCGAUGGGAAGAUGGAUCUGUUGUUGUCUGGGACAACCGACGAACCUCCCACACUGCCCUGCUGGACUGGUCAGAUGGAGCUCGACGACAUGCUUACCGAUACACUCCUCAGGCCGAGGUGCCUUACGAGAACGAGGAGGGUGAGAAUGAUGACUAA
Messenger RNA from Yarrowia lipolytica CLIB122, 1158 nucleotides. RefSeq lists its product as uncharacterized. Gene Ontology annotation, molecular function: sulfonate dioxygenase activity. NCBI's taxonomy places the organism in Eukaryota, Fungi, Ascomycota, Dipodascomycetes, Dipodascales. The record is from RefSeq and is a predicted model, not a curated record. Gene Ontology annotation, biological process: sulfur compound catabolic process. Gene Ontology annotation, cellular component: cytoplasm.